Messenger RNA from Metarhizium robertsii ARSEF 23, 642 nucleotides. RefSeq lists its product as uncharacterized. The transcript is spliced from 2 exons. Lineage: Eukaryota; Fungi; Ascomycota; Sordariomycetes; Hypocreales; Clavicipitaceae. The record is from RefSeq and is a predicted model, not a curated record. The coding region runs from base 1 to 642 and encodes 213 amino acids.
AUGGACGCGUCCCAAGGUGAACCCUUCCAUCAUGAAGGUCUUCAUGUCCAGAACAUGUACUCCGGACCGAUCCGAGACUGGGCGUCCGGAGCCUCUCAGCCAGCCCAUAUCCCAUUCCAGCCUUCGACACCCUCUAUGGGCAUUCAAUACGGCGGCCUGCACCAUAGUCAAUGGGCCUGCGUCCCUCAGCAGAUGCAAAACGACUUUGAACAGGAUAGCGGAACCGACGGGGAGCGUUUCGACGAACCCAUUGCGUCUGAUGUAUUGGUGGGAAGCUCACCAAACUAUCUAUAUGGAGCCGAGAGUAACUCUCUAUUUUCGUAUGGUCUCCCGCCUGAUAACAACCCAGUUGCGGUCUACAACUCUUCGACCAGCCCGGCAUCGUACGCUCCCGAGACUACAGAUCCAAAUAGGCUACCGCCUGAUCAGGCUUCAGUUGGCAGUAAACCAAAGUAUUAUUGGGAUGGCAUGCUGUAUUGCUGCGCUUUUAUUCAUCCCAAGACCCUAAAGCUAUGCUCAAAGCCCUUCCCCCAUCCCAAGACCCUAAAACUAUGCUCAAAACCCUUCCCUUACUGGGAUGCGGUCGUUAGCCAUUUCGACGAGUAUGUUGUUAUGUCUGCGAUCAAGGGAAUCUCGGAAUAA